AUGGCCACCACCGCGCAGUACUUGCCCCGGGGCCCCGGCGGCGGAGCCGGGGGCACGGGACCGCUUAUGCAUCCGGAUGCCGCGGCGGCAGCGGCAGCGGCGGCGGCAGCCGAGCGGCUGCACGCGGGGGCCGCGUACCGCGAAGUGCAGAAGCUGAUGCACCACGAGUGGCUGGGCGCGGGCGCGGGCCACCCCGUGGGCCUAGCGCACCCGCAGUGGCUACCCACGGGAGGAGGCGGCGGCGGCGACUGGGCCGGCGGCCCGCACCUGGAACACGGCAAGGCGGGCGGCGGCAGCGCCGGCCGAGCCGACGACGGUGGCGGCGGCGGCGGUUUCCACGCGCGCCUGGUGCACCAGGGGGCGGCCCACGCGGGCGCGGCAUGGGCGCAGGGCGGCACGGCACACCACUUGGGCCCGGCCAUGUCGCCGUCGCCGGGGGCCGGCGGGGGCCACCAGCCCCAACCGCUCGGGCUGUACGCGCAGGCGGCCUACCCGGGGGGCGGUGGCAGCGGCCUGGCCGGAAUGCUGGCGGCGGGCGGCGGCGGCGCGGGGCCGGGCCUGCACCACGCGCUGCACGAGGACGGCCACGAGGCUCAGCUGGAGCCGUCGCCUCCGCCGCACCUGGGCGCCCACGGACACGCACACGGACAUGCACACGCCAGCGGCCUGCACGCGGCAGCGGCGCACCUGCACCCGGGCGCGGGCGGCGGUGGCUCGUCGGUGGGCGAGCACUCGGACGAGGACGCGCCCAGCUCGGACGACCUGGAGCAGUUCGCCAAGCAGUUCAAGCAGCGGCGCAUCAAGCUGGGCUUCACGCAGGCCGACGUGGGGCUGGCGCUGGGCACGCUGUACGGUAACGUGUUCUCGCAGACCACCAUCUGCCGCUUCGAGGCCCUGCAGCUGAGCUUCAAGAACAUGUGCAAGCUCAAGCCGCUGCUCAACAAGUGGCUGGAGGAGACCGACUCGUCCAGCGGCAGCCCCACCAACAUGGACAAGAUCGCGGCGCAGGGCCGCAAGCGCAAGAAGCGCACGUCCAUCGAGGUGGGGGUCAAAGGCGCGCUCGAGAGCCACUUUCUCAAGUGCCCCAAGCCCUCGGCGCACGAGAUCACAGGCUUGGCCGACAGCCUGCAACUGGAGAAGGAGGUGGUGCGCGUCUGGUUCUGCAACCGGCGGCAGAAGGAGAAGCGCAUGACCCCGGCGGCCGGCGCCGGCCACCCGCCCAUGGACGACGUGUACGCACCCGGCGAGCUGGGGCCGGGCGGGGGCGGUGCGUCGCCGCCCUCGGCGCCCCCGCCGGCCGCGCUGCACCACCACCACCACACACUGCCCGGCUCCGUGCAGUGA
Molecule: messenger RNA, 1344 nt
Organism: Mesoplodon densirostris (Blainville's beaked whale)
Lineage: Eukaryota; Metazoa; Chordata; Mammalia; Artiodactyla; Ziphiidae
Gene: POU3F1
Product: POU class 3 homeobox 1
Exons: 1
Coding region: 1-1344 (447 amino acids)
Biological process (GO): regulation of transcription by RNA polymerase II; brain development
Cellular component (GO): nucleus
Molecular function (GO): DNA-binding transcription factor activity, RNA polymerase II-specific; RNA polymerase II cis-regulatory region sequence-specific DNA binding
Source: RefSeq, a predicted model, not a curated record